Rhincodon typus (whale shark) is the source of this 3455-nucleotide messenger RNA. Its product is annotated as lysosomal protective protein-like. Gene Ontology annotation, biological process: proteolysis. The transcript has 5 exons. The annotation marks the transcript as partial. Gene Ontology annotation, molecular function: serine-type carboxypeptidase activity. NCBI's taxonomy places the organism in Eukaryota, Metazoa, Chordata, Chondrichthyes, Orectolobiformes, Rhincodontidae. The record is from RefSeq and is a predicted model, not a curated record.
ACAAUAAACAAAUUAUUUUCUUUACAGUUGGAGGAAGUCUUCACGAUAAUUUACAACAGUGGGCUCAAUGUGUACUCGCUGUACAUGGACUGUGCUGGGGGAAUACACAAAAAUAACAUGCGCUUCCUCAAAGACCUCCAGAACAUCUUUCAAUUUUACCAGUUUGAAGUAGUGGAGGACUCCGAUGAUUCCAGUAACUUAGUUCCUCCAUGUAUUAAUGGUACAGCUCAGAAUGCAUGGCUAAAUCGUGCAGAUGUGAGAAAGGCCCUCCAUAUUCCACAAAUUGUCCCAGCCUGGGACAUCUGCAGUGAUGUGGUUGGUGAAAAGUACCAUCGUGUCUAUCCCACAAUGCAUGACUUCUACAUGAAGCUGCUCAGUAAGGGUCUCCGUGUGCUGGUCUACAAUGGGGAUACAGACAUGGCUUGCAACUUCCUGGGCGAUAACUGGUUUGUGCAGUCAUUGAAUCAGAAGAAAACCCGAGACUAUCAACCAUGGACUUACAAUAAACAGAUCGCAGGGUUCUACGAACAGUACGGGAACCUCACCUUCCUGACUGUCAAGGGGGCUGGACACAUGGUACCACAGUGGGCACCAGCACAAGCUUUGAAGAUGUUUGAAUCUUUCCUCUCCAACUCUGCAUACUGAUGAGGCUGCUGCCUUGCCUUGAAUGCUAAUUGCCUACCUUGCUGCCUUAUCAGCCUCUUGUUAAAUUUUUACCUCUUUUUCUCUUCCAAAUGGGAUUUUAUUGUAGCACAGGGACCAAAGCAAACUGCACCAAACUGACCCAAAGGAAACCAAAUCAAAAACACUGAGUAAGAAGGACUAGAUUAGAAGAAGUAUCAACAAUAGUUAAUGAAGAAUUACUUUUAAUAAUUAAGAGAACUCCUAUGAAAUUGCAAGAGAAAGAAAUACAGAGGAAUAUUCAAGAGUUGUGGUACACAAAUACCAGGCAAUGAUCAUAUCAAACAAGAGAGAAUCUAGCAGUGCCCUCAAAUGUCAAUGGACAAUACCAUCACUGGACAGUCCACAAUCAACAUCCUGAGGGUUAGAAUUGACCAGAAACUGAACUGCACAAGUCAUUUAAAUAAAGUGGUUCCAAGAGUCGGGCAGAGGCUAGGAAUCCUGCAGUGAGUGACUCCCCUCCUGACUUCCCAAACCUGCCACCAUCUACAAGGGAUAAGUCAGGAGUGUGAUGGAAUCUGUUCCACUUCCCUGGAUAGGAAUAGUUCCAAAAAUACCCAAGGAGUUUGACACCAUCCAGGACAAAGUCAACUGCCUUAACUUAGACAUAUGUUGUCCUUCCUUUACUGGGUUAUUAGCCUGGAACUCCCUUCUGACAAUGCUGUGGGUUUACCUACACCACAAGAACUGCAGUAGUCCAAAAAUGCAACUCACUGCUAACUUCCCGAGGGCAAUAGAUGACCUUGCCAGCAAUGCCCACACCUUAUGUAAAAAUUUGAAAAGAAGCUCAUGCUAACUGGGUCUUCUCAGACCUAACUCCAUACUGUGUUCUUGGAACUGCCCUUAAUGCUCCGAAAGCCCGUGUUUCUGGAGCGAUACCUUCACCCUAUGCCCAUGCUGGUUGUAACUCUAUUAUUGUGUGACCCUGUCUGGAUCUGUGUGUAUACACACUGGAAGUCGUGUGUGUAGGCGUUAGCAUUUUCGGGUCUAGUGACCUUUCCUCAACCCAAAUCAUUAACUUUGAUUUCUCUCCACAGAUGCUGCCAGACUUGCUGAGCUUUUCCAGCAAUUUCUGUUUUUGUUUCUGAUUUAUAUCAUCCGCAGUUCUUUCGAUUUUUAUUUGGGAGUAUCCUUGGGCCCAGUUCAGCUCAGUUUGGUGCAGUUGCUAUUUUGGAUAAAAAUCCCAUUUUGGAAUGUUUUUGGUUUUGUAAUUUUGGGAUUGCUAAUCAUUGGAAUGUCAAUCAGUUACCUGAAAGAGCUUUUUAAUUUAAAAAAAAAAAUUAUUUAAUGUGAUUUUUUUUAACAAAGGCCAGUGACUACUGACUCUGUUCAACAACUUUACCUCCUCCAGAAUGGGUGGAGUCCUUUGGUUGCCUUUCAGAUGCGUUUCUAUGAGAAACUUUAUACUUGAUAUAAGUAUAUGAGUAAUUUGAAUCGUAAUGUAUGGCAGGUUUGAGAGUAAAAGGUAGUUUGUAACCUAUGAUUCCAAAAUUUUCCAUCACUGGAGUUUUGUUCACUGAUAUCUAGGUCUAGUCUCCCAUGCAGAGACUGACGGCUAUGGUUCAUCAUUAUUGUUGGUUGGAGUCACACCUGGCACCAUAGGAAGAUAAUUGUAGUUGCAGGAGGUCAGUCAUUUCAACUCCAGGAUAUCUCUGCAAGACUUCCUCAGGGUAGUGUCCUAGCUGCUUCAUCAAUGACCUUCCCUCCAUUAUAAGGUUAGAAAUGGGGAUGUGGUUUGCUGACGAUUGCGCAAUGUUCAGCACCAUUCGUGACUCCUCAGAUACUGAAGCAGUCCAUGGUUAAAUGCAACAAGAUCCAGACAAAAGUGGAUUUGGGCUGACAAGUGGCAGGUAAUAUUUUGCCAACCGAAGGCCAGGAAAUGACCAUCUCUGAUAAGAAACAAUCUAACCACCACCCCAUUGACAUUCAAUGGUGUUACCAUCAUUAAAUCUCCCACUCAACAUCUUUGGUGUUACCAUUGACCAGAAACUCUGGACUUGCCACACAAACACAGUGGUUACAAGAGCAUGUCAGAGGCUAGGAAUACUGUGGUGAGUAACUCACUGCCUCACUCCCUAAAGCCUGUCCACCAUCUACGAGGCACAAGUCAGGAGUGUGAUGGAAUACUCCCACUUGCCUGGAUGGAUGCAGCUCCAACAAAACUCAAGAAGCUUGACACCAUCCAGACAAAACAGCCACUUGAUUGUUUGCUGAUUUAUGGUACCAAUCACUCCCUCCACCACUGACCCUCAGUAGCAGCAGUGUGUACUAUCUACAAGGUGUACUGCAGGAAUUUGCCAAAGGCCCUCAGCCAGCACCUUCCAAACCCAUGAACACUUCCACCGAGAAGGACAAGGGCAGCAGAUAUAUGGGAACACCACCAUCUUCAAGUUCCCCUUCAAGCCUACCCUCCAUCCUGACUUGGAAAUAUAUCACUUUUCGUUCAAUCUCACUGGGUCAAAAUCCUAGAAUUCCCUCUCUAAUGGCAUUGUGAAUCAAUUCACAGCACAUGGACUGUAGCAGUUCAAGAAGGCAGCUCUCCACCACCUUCUCAAGGGCAAUUAGUGACAGGCAAUAAAAACGCUGGCCCAGCCAGCGAUGCCCUUGUUUCACAAAUGAGUGUGGACCUGGCUUCAGUGACUUUUGCAGCUGCUUGAAACUGCGUUUAAUUCUGGAAAACACCACUAUGAUAUGUAUUUGAGGGGGAGCAUGAGACAGAACAGGACAUUCUGAAGCACAAUGACAUUUCAAAUAAACAAAUCAUCUAAACUCUA